This is a messenger RNA of Myripristis murdjan (pinecone soldierfish), 3432 nucleotides long. RefSeq names its product zinc finger protein 708-like. Gene Ontology annotation, molecular function: DNA-binding transcription repressor activity, RNA polymerase II-specific; RNA polymerase II cis-regulatory region sequence-specific DNA binding. Lineage: Eukaryota; Metazoa; Chordata; Actinopteri; Holocentriformes; Holocentridae. Gene Ontology annotation, biological process: regulation of transcription by RNA polymerase II. Bases 426 to 2555 code for a protein of 709 amino acids. Gene Ontology annotation, cellular component: nucleoplasm. The record is from RefSeq and is a predicted model, not a curated record. The transcript has 3 exons.
UUUCAGAGCCGGCGUGUCUUUUUUUUUUUUUUUUUUUUUUUUAAACUUUGAUUAUUAUUUUUUAUUAUUAUUCUGAAAUGAAUCGGUCGCACAUGAGCGGAGCAGACCGUGCCUUUACUUAAAAAGGGACGCACGCACGCAUGUUUGGAUGCGCACAACCUCAGUCAAACAGUCAACAUGUGGCUGCUGUGCUAGCAUGACUCUGCCUUGUUCAGUUACAUUAACAGGAAUGACAUGCAUUCAAUUUAUUAUGUAAGCUGUGAAUCAAACAGAUUAUGCAUGAUGGAAGUUGUAGACACCGACCAACUUGUUUCAGAUAACCUGUUGGUGUGACAGCUGGUGCAUUUGGCAAGUUUUCACUGACUGUUUUGUUAAUAGAAAAUUCCACAUAAACUGACUGAAGAGGACGGUGUCAGCCAAGCAGGAUGGUUCAGUUUGCCAAGCAGGGGCGUGGACGUCCUAAAAAGACAACCCGAGCUGAGGAGAAUCCCAAACAGGGUCCAAACAGGAAGAAUCAGUCCAUUAAAAGAGGACCGGGACGCCCAAAAAAGACAGAAACCCCAGGCCGAGCAGGCAAGGAGUCCCGUUUGAUCAACAAAAUGAUCAGUUUUAACAAGGCUUGGCCCGAGAAGGAUCAUCCUCCCCCAGUUACAGCUACCGAGGAGGAAUCAGAGCAUCCUAAAAAGAAAGCACCACAUGCCAAGAAGGACCGCUCCCAGGUAAACAAGGUGAUGAAAAGUGGCAAAAGUAAUUCCUCACAAACCCAAGGGGAGAUCCCACUUGUUAAUAAGCUUAGCAGACCAACUAAAAUGGGACGUGGACGCCCAAAAAACUGCAUACUACCACACACAGAAGAUUUGGGCAGUAGUCAGGAGAUUGAGAGUAGUGAUAACUCUAAAAAAAUCAAAGAGGAACCGGCAGACCCGGAGUUGCAUGAAAUCUGCCAUGUAACAAAGUUUGGGAAUUGGGAGUUUGAAGGCCUGGAGGCGUUUGUUAAAGAAGAGAGCGAGCCGUGGUUCAGUGGACAGCAGGAGGAGGAGGAGGAGCAAGACCAGGCAGAGGAAAACAAUGCAAAGACUGAAGUGAAACUGGACAUUAAAACUCCGCCUCUGCAGGAGACGUCUGAGUUUCAUCCUUGCCCGUACUGCACCAGCUCCUUCACCGAGCCCGGUUUCCUGCAGCAGCAUGUCAAGUAUCAGCACCGCGAUGAGUACAAUGACACAGUGAGACGAAUGUCUUCCAGGCUGAAGUUUUCAAAGGACUCCGCAGUGCACAGCUGUCCUGAGUGUAAUUGUACUUUCCAGACUUCAGUGCAGUUAACAGUCCAUAAAAACCAGGCCCAUCCCUCUGCUCCACCCAAGAAACUUUACACAUGUCCAGUCUGUGCUCGCAGCUUCGAUUACCUGCGCAACUUGAGAAAUCACUGCCAGAGCUGGCACAAGAUGUCUGUCCAUAUCUUCAAGGGACAUCUGCGAUGCUCAGACUGUAGGAGGAGUUUCAUUAAGUCCUGGGGACAGGGGCCUCAUCAGUGUAUUGGUAGAAAAACCAAAAGCAGGUUUGCUCAUCCUGAAUAUACAAAGCCGGUAUCCCUUGUAGUGGGUGUAAACUGUCAAACAUGUGGCAAGACACUGAAAAACCUCACAAGUCUGCGGAAGCACAUGGUUUUGCAUACUGGGAAGAGGCCUUAUGCCUGUGAGGAGUGUGGCUCAACGUUCAGAGACCCCAGUACGCUACGUAAACAUAUGAACAUACACACGCAAGUUAAGCCACACGAAUGUGAGGUGUGCAAGAAAAAAUUCUCAGAAGCAGGCAUUCUGCGUAAACACAUGAUCGUCCAUACAGGUGAGAAACCACACUCCUGCUCCGAGUGCGGGAAGGCCUUUGCUUACAGACAAACAUUACUCAGACACAAACAGACGCAUUUCCCAUCAGAGGAAUGCGUUAAUUGUCCAGAAUGUGGCAAAAGCUUCAAUAGCAAGGACAACCUAAAACGUCACAUGAAGAUCCACAGAAAGACACACCAGUGUGGUGAUUGUGGACUAAAGGUGUCCACCUUGCAGGUAUUGAAAGUACACAUGCGACGACACACAGGAGAACGGCCCUAUCACUGCAGGGUGUGUAACAAGAGUUUCAAACGCCGGCAUCACUUGCUCAACCACCAGCGCACCCACACAGGCGACAAGCCGCACCAGUGUGACCAGUGUGAGGCGAGCUUCACUCAAUCUGGGGACCUCACCAAGCACAAGAGGAGACACACAGGGGAAAAGCCGUAUGUGUGUGCUGUUUGUUGUCGGGCAUUCAUUUGCAAAGGGUCUCUGAACGCACACAGUGCCAGCCACUCAGAUGCACGUCCAUACGAGUGUGAGGUGUGUGCCAAAGCCUUUCGCCGGAAGCAAGAGCUAAGUGUUCACAGGAAGACGCACUCAGAAAAGAGGCCAUACCCGUGCCGUUACUGUGGUGGCUGCUUCAAACGCAAUGGACACUUGAAGAUUCAUCUUAGUAGAUGUCAUGUCAUGUUAGAAAAUCAUCAGAAAAACUUGGAUCUGAAUGAUUGAUACCAGUGGCUGCAUGACUAAAAUUAUUUAUCCUGGGUUUACAUGAGUAUCGAGACCUUGAGAAAUACAUACAUAACUCACCAUCUUCCAAACUAAAGAGUGGAACUUGCUGUAUAACAAGGGUGAGAGAUCAGAUGUUUUACUUUGUUGUACUCAAGGCAUAACCACCCCACAGGGAACUUGCAGACCAAUAUUAGUGGUUAAAAAAAUCCAGCUCAAGCCAAUUCUGCACUCAGGUCCGAUACUAAUCAGGGAUUACACUAUGAAGAUUGGACAAUUUAAAGUGUGGAGAUAGUAGAUAAACCCAUACUUUAACCUUAAACACUAACAUAACAGCUGUGCAGGUGUGGUCCUAUUUUUUUUAUUGUCCCUUUUUCUUUUAACAAUUUUUUCUAACACAUUGUGAAAGUAGAGACAUUUGCCCAUGAGUUGGAAUUGUGGGGAGACGUUUUAUCUCAAAAUUCAAAUUGUUAAAAUUGCUUUGAAACACUAAAAAGAAACAAUAAAAAAGAAAAAAAAAAAAACAAGUCAUGCAUCUGUUUCUCAUACCUUUGUUGAAGACCAAUGACACAAAAUCAAUUCAGUUUACAACAUGAUAAAAUUUAACUUUAUUUUUCUUGGUCCUAUUUCCCAUUUAACUUUUCUCAUUGUAUUUUAAUAACAUGCAGCAGACUCUACGGUUUCAAGUUUUAAUUGAAAUAGUUUUUAUAACUUUAAGUAAGUAGACACCAACAGCUAAUACCUGUCAUUUAUUCCUCCCUCGGAAUAAACUUUUUAGCUUUGGAAUAUUGAGUUCUGAGAAGCAAGCUAUUUCAGUAAAUUUCUUACAUAUAUACUGUAUGUGUAUAUGUAUAUGUAUAUGUGUGUAUAUGAAAGU